This is a messenger RNA of Neolamprologus brichardi, 380 nucleotides long. NCBI's taxonomy places the organism in Eukaryota, Metazoa, Chordata, Actinopteri, Cichliformes, Cichlidae. The record is from RefSeq and is a predicted model, not a curated record.
CUUCAUCAGGGCUGAGGAAGAGUCACAAGCCUCAUGUGUCAUGUGUCUUGCUCUGUGGCAGGCGGUCAGCUGACAAAUCCGGCUCCUGUGUGAUGUUUACUUUCUGUUUUCAGCGCGUUUAUCUGCGUUUUUUCUGAAUGAAUGCGGCGCUAUGCUUCGCCCAGGAGGACCAUGGUAGUCGUGAACUCGGUGCUGAAGCUGGUGCAGAGGCAGACGUACACCUGUCUGUCCCACCGAUACGGGCUGUACCUCUGCUUCGGGGGGAUCGUGCUCAUGAUUGUUUCCGCCUUUCAGUUUGGGGAGGUGGUGGUGGAGUGGAGUAGGGACCAGUAUCAUGUGCUGUUUGACUCCUACAGAGACAACGUGGGUGGGAAAUCAUU